AUGGCUAAACUAUUAGUGCUUCUGUCUCUCGCGGCGUUUGCCAGUGCGAACUCUUAUACCGCAUCGAAAUUAGUAAAAAAUAUUUACAACGAAUGUUUAAGUCAGUAUUCGGUGGAAUGUGUGAAACCGAGGACCCUGCAGUGGAUUUCGCAAGUGUCCAAUGAUGAAGAGAUCAAAAUUACGGAUGACCUCUCCAUUGUCAAGACUGCAACGAUUGACGGUGAUAUGGAACUGGACCCUAGGAUGGCCAGCGACCCUGCCUACCAGAUCGUCGACAAAGUAGACAGUUUCAUCCAGACGCAUACACUCAAAGUGAAAGUUCCGGAGGAAAUCUCAAACAGUGCUGCUUCUGCAUAUGUGCCGAGGUCAUUAUUAGCUGAUCUGCCUUCUGAAUUGGAAAUGCCUUUAGAUGGUGAAGAGGACAGUCAAGUAUUCGAGGGCAGGAAGAAGAAGAUCAAGCUCCCCAAGCCCUUGAGGAUCAAGAGCAAACAUGGUUUUAUCAAGAAGGUUCUGCUGCCCUUCCUCCUCGGAUUGAAGUUCAAGGCAUCGGUUCUAGUCCCCUUGGCUCUUGCCCUCAUCGCACUCAAGACUUGGAAGGCCCUAACUCUGGGUCUUAUCUCUCUUGUCCUAUCCGGAGCCAUGGUUAUCUUCAAGUUCACGAAACCUAAAGUUGUGAACUACGAAGUCAUCCAUUAUCCUCAGCACCACGUUGAGCAUCAUGUGGAUCACCACGCUCCUGGAUGGGAUGCCCAUGGACCUUACCAGAGGAGUUUGGAAGACGCCCACGAAAUAGCCUACUCAGGACAAAUAUAA
Arctia plantaginis is the source of this 813-nucleotide messenger RNA. Lineage: Eukaryota; Metazoa; Arthropoda; Insecta; Lepidoptera; Erebidae. The record is from the annotation of a GenBank genome assembly.